Molecule: messenger RNA, 2448 nt
Organism: Maudiozyma barnettii
Lineage: Eukaryota; Fungi; Ascomycota; Saccharomycetes; Saccharomycetales; Saccharomycetaceae
Gene: PTA1
Product: RNA-processing protein PTA1
Exons: 1
Coding region: 1-2448 (815 amino acids)
Cellular component (GO): mRNA cleavage and polyadenylation specificity factor complex
Source: RefSeq, a predicted model, not a curated record
AUGGACAGUAAAAAACAACUGGAUCAAUUGAAGGAGGCUAAACUCCUGGCAAUGCAUAAUCAUCCAGAACAGAUGUUACCAAAAGUCCUUGAAACUACAGAUACUCUUUUAGUCAAUGCAUUCAAUAAUAACGAUAGCAAUUCUACUACAGAAUCAUCGGAAUGUAUUGACUUGGCUAGAUUCUUCUCUCAAUUAUUUUCUGAUAUAUUAAAUCACAAAGAGAUUUCCACAAGUGAAUUACCAUUUAUUGCUGCUAAACAUAUCGACACUUUAUCAAUGGUAUGUCAUAGAUCUAAAGAUCCCAUUACAUUACAGAUUACUAUUUUAACAUUUUCAGGUAUUUAUCCAUUAUUAGUAGAUUUAGUGGCAAAGACUUCAAAUGAUAAACUUUGGGAUAAAUUACAAAAAUUUAAAAAAUUUAUUACAACAAAAUGGAAAAGUUAUACUGUUAAUGGAGACUCCUCAAAUGACGAUUUAAUCAAUGACGCUAGACAUAUUGGUUGUAAACUUGCCAUAGUUAAGUUCAUCUCUCAAUGUAUAAUUGUACAGACUAAUCGACCACAGGAUCUUGCACCACCAUCAUCAUCAUCGAGUAUUCAAAAUAACCCUCAUGGGAAUUAUCUGUAUACUAUUAACUUGUCCUCUAUACCUGAUAAUCAUCCAGUGAUUUCUAACAAAUCGGGAUUAGAGGCAGAAUCUAAAGUAUUGUUGGGCUUGUUAAUAAGUUAUUUGAUAGAUGAACCAAUGAUGAUUAGUUCUGUUUUUAUUGGGAUUAUUAAUUGUUUGGCGUUUAUAAUGAAGGAAAGACCACAAACUAUGACCAGAAUCUUGACAGGGUUAUUGAAAUUUAAUGUUGACGCAAAAUAUCAAUUGGAUAACAUUUCUACGAUUAAUUAUAAAUUGUCUAAAAGAUACGUCGAACGUUGUUAUAAAAAUUUUGUUCAAUUUGGUACUAAGAAUGAUUUAAUUAAGAAUAAUGGAUCAUCAGGUCCAUUAUGCAGUAAAUUAACUAAAAUAUCCCAAACGUUACAUAUAAUAGGUGAAGAAUCAAAAAGUAAAGGUAUCUUAAAUUUUGAUCAGAAUCAAGUAGAAAACAAAAUUCAAGCUCCAGAAAGGGAAAAGAUAAUGUCAUAUAGAUCAAAGAUUAAGCAGAAAUAUUUUGCCAAUCGAUCAAUGAAUGAUAACAGUUCGAGUGGUGUUACUAGUAGUGGCAGCAGUGGCAGCAACAGCAGUGGAAGUAUUAAUAGUAAUUCUACAAAUUCUACAAAUUCCGUAACACCUUUAGACAGUAAUACCCUAACGUUACUCAAAAAUUUACAACAAUACACCAUGUCGAAAAAUAAUAUUACAAAAUUUUUCAAUACAUCUCCUGUAGCUACUAACAAUUCAUAUGGAUCUGUUUUUUCAUUAAUGAAUAGUGGAGAUUCACAACAAGAUUUGUCUCAAUACCCCCAGGAAAUACUAGCCAAAUUAGCCACUGAAGCUAUAUUUAGGGCAUCAACAACCAACUUAAUAUCAGGUUUAUCCGUUGUAGCCUCUAGGUACACGGAUCUAAUGUCAAAAACAACUAAUAAUUCAACUGGAAACAAUGAUAAUAAACGUAAGUUGGAUAAUGAUGAAAUCACUAAUGGGCAUGACAUGAAAAGACCUAAGACAGAGGAUGAUAUAAACAAUAACAUCAAGACAGAAAAAUUUCCCUCUGAUGAUAACGAAUUAGAAGUCGAUGAAUUAGAUGAGAAUGUUAAUGGUGAUUUUGAUAUUGUCAAGUUUCUCGGCAAGCCACAACCUAUCUCUGAUGAUCAUAAAUUAGAGAUGGCUAAAAGAAUUAUUAAAAAAAUUAUGAACAUAAAAGAUAAUACAUUUUCACCACAGUUGACAUCUUCAAAAUUAGAAUCACCUCUAGAAAAAGUUAAGCUAUUAGAUUGGAAUAAUAAAGAAUCUUGGUAUCAUAUACUUAUAAGACUCGCUACAAGAGGUACUACAGAUUCCCCCGAGAUCAGUGAUUUAAUCCGUUCAGAAUUAUUAUCCUACAUAUUGACAGAUUUUCAAAGUACGAUUUCAAUUGUGAUCGAAUGGUUAAAUGAAGAAUGGUACAGCACAUACAUAUUAAAAUUAGGUGAUCCUGAUGUAAACAAUUACACCAAAUGGUCAUUAAAAGUAUUAGAAGAUCUAGUUCCAUUCAUGGAGAACCAGCAUCGUCGUAUAUUCAUCAGACUGAUGAGUGAACUUCCAAGACUAGAACAAGCACACUUCGACAAGACAAAAUCUAUAUUGCUAGAUCCAGGUAGAAGUGCGCUCGGUUUUCAAACUUUAAAAUUCUUAAUCAUGUUUAGAGCUCCCGUGAAGAACUCCAUCAAAAAUUUGUUAGAACAAGUUAUGCAAGAUGACCCGUCGUUGCAAGAACAGGUACAGCCCAUCCUAGAUAAAUACUAUACAUCAUCUACAUAA